AUGGGGACUGUAAUAGGUGAAGAGGUUAUGAUCCAACAGCAAGCAUGUGAAUCUGGUUUCGAUCCUCGCACCAUUUCAGAUAGAGAGCAAGACGAUGAUGGCAAAACAAGGAGGACUGGGAGUCUUUUUAAUUCACGUGAAAACAAUUCUAGAUCAUCCUCAUAG
Messenger RNA from Dovyalis caffra, 165 nucleotides. Lineage: Eukaryota; Viridiplantae; Streptophyta; Magnoliopsida; Malpighiales; Salicaceae. The record is from the annotation of a GenBank genome assembly.